AUGUCCGCGAAAGCGAGCGGCGCCGAUACCUCGGCCAACGGCAGCGCCCGCCAUCGCGAGCACCACGACGGCUCCUCCGGCCGCGCCUACACCGUCGAGCAGAAGGCCGCCGUCCUGCGCAUCCGCCGCUGCAGCCCCACGGCCUUUUACGAGAUUCUCGGUCUCGAGGAUGUCAAGACAACAUGCACGGAUGGCGAAAUUAAGAAGGCGUAUAGGAAGCUGAGUCUGCUCACGCAUCCGGAUAAGAACGGUUAUGAAGGUGCGGACGAGGCGUUUAAGAUGGUUUCGCGAGCAUUCCAGGUCCUCUCCGAUGCGGAUAAGAAGGCCAAGUACGACAGAUUUGGCGGCGAUCCAGAAUCACGUUUCGGCGGCGGCGGCGCAUCCUCAGCCUCGGCCGGAGCGUCUCCGUUCAGUGGAUUUGCACGGUCUCCCGGCGGCGCAGGACGGGGACCCAUGUUCGAGGAGGAGAUUUCGCCGGAAGAGAUGUUCAGACAGUUCUUUGCCGGGGGUAUGGGUGGUUUUGGAGGACCAUUUGGUAUCAAGGCUAACUUUUCUCCAGGCGGCGGUCUCUUCGACACCGGCCCAGGCUUUGUCUUCAACCUCGGCGGCGGCCCCGGCAUUCGCGUCCACCAGUUCGGCGGCGGGCGACCUCGUCGCCGUCCCGCGACCGCGGCGCCCGAAACACCACAACCCAGCCUCACGAGCGCGCUGUCAUCACUUCUACCGCUCCUUCUCCUCUUCGUCCUCCCGCUCCUCUCGUCCCUCUUCUCGGGCAGCACGGCGCCCUCCACGGGCCCAAGCGUGAGCUUCGAGCCCGUCGGUCCGCCCUUUACGCAGCAACGCACCAGCGCCCGUCUCAAGAUCCCGUACUGGCUCAACCCGACCGAAGUUGAGGAUUUCAGCCAACGCAAGCUCAAGGACCUGGACCGCACGGCCGAGAUCCGCUAUAUGAGCAAGCUGAACUACGAGUGUGAUUCUGAGCGCCAGCAACAAAGCCGCUUGUUGCAGGAGGCGCAGGGCUGGUUCUUCAUCGACGAGACCAAGAUGCGCGAGGCGCGUACUAUGCCGAUGAAGUCGUGUAAGAGAUUGGGCGAGCUGGGAUAUGCCCGGAGAUGA
Messenger RNA from Aplosporella prunicola CBS 121167, 1116 nucleotides. RefSeq lists its product as uncharacterized. The record is from RefSeq and is a predicted model, not a curated record. Lineage: Eukaryota; Fungi; Ascomycota; Dothideomycetes; Botryosphaeriales; Aplosporellaceae. Gene Ontology annotation, biological process: cellular response to misfolded protein. The transcript has 3 exons. Gene Ontology annotation, molecular function: Hsp70 protein binding. Gene Ontology annotation, cellular component: endoplasmic reticulum membrane. Bases 1 to 1116 code for a protein of 371 amino acids.